Molecule: messenger RNA, 959 nt
Organism: Nomascus leucogenys (northern white-cheeked gibbon)
Lineage: Eukaryota; Metazoa; Chordata; Mammalia; Primates; Hylobatidae
Product: succinate dehydrogenase [ubiquinone] flavoprotein subunit, mitochondrial-like
Exons: 4
Coding region: 504-959 (151 amino acids)
Biological process (GO): mitochondrial electron transport, succinate to ubiquinone
Molecular function (GO): succinate dehydrogenase (quinone) activity; electron transfer activity; flavin adenine dinucleotide binding
Source: RefSeq, a predicted model, not a curated record
CCGCCCCCGGUCCACCUGAGACAGGACACGUAGUGCUGGGGCUUAUGGUGACAGCGGGGAAUGGGUUAGCGUGCCCAGUGAGUCAGCCAGAGAUUACGUAAAAAGCAACAGAGAACAGCGGUGUGGGACACAUGCAGCGACUGUUGAUGUGACAGGACCAGACAUGUGCCUUGAGGAGCUGCCCCUAAGGCAAUGUGUGACUUCUUGCAUCUAUUUUGGAAAGUUGAAUUGAUAAUCUUCUAUACCAGGUUUUAACUUGGGAUAUGUGACACUCCUGGACUUUUCUGGGUUGCUUUUCUGACCUGUGGACGAUGGAGACCCCUGAAGUGGUGCUGAAGGACCAGACCUGUGUCUUCUCUUUCUCUGUCAGUGUCAGCUUUCUGAUCCCUGGAAGGGAUGAAAAUAAGAAAUGAAUUUGUUGCACACAUGGUGCUGGUUGUCUCAUUACGGAAGGAUGUCGUGGAGAGGGAGGCAUUCUCAUUAACAGUCAAGGCGAAAGGUUUAUGGAGCGAUACGCCCCUGUCGCGAAGGACCUGGCGUCUAGAGAUGUGGUGUCUCGGUCGAUGACUCUGGAGAUCCGCGAAGGAAGAGGCUGUGGCCCUGAGGAAGAUCACGUCUACCUGCAGCUGCACCAUCUACCUCCAGAGCAGCUGGCCACGCGCCUGCCCGGCAUUUCAGAGACAGCCAUGAUCUUCGCUGGCGUGGACGUCACGAAGGAGCCAAUCCCUGUCCUCCCCACCGUGCAUUAUAACAUGGAUGGCAUUCCCACCAGCUACAAGGGGCAGGUCCUGAGGCAUGUGAAUGGCCAGGAUCAGAUUGUGCCCGGCCUGUACACCCGUGGGGAGGCCGCCUGUGCCUCGGUACAUGGUGCCAACCGCCUCGGGGCAAACUCGCUGUUGGACCUGGUCGUCUGGUCAGGCAUGUGCCCUGAGCAUCGAAAAGUCAUGCAGGCCUGGUAA